Stomoxys calcitrans (stable fly) is the source of this 584-nucleotide messenger RNA. RefSeq lists its product as uncharacterized. The transcript is spliced from 3 exons. NCBI's taxonomy places the organism in Eukaryota, Metazoa, Arthropoda, Insecta, Diptera, Muscidae. The record is from RefSeq and is a predicted model, not a curated record. Bases 1 to 573 code for a protein of 190 amino acids.
AUGGAAUUUCUAAGAAAAUCUUUGAUUUUCUGUCUUUCGUUGGUCAUAGGCAUUGAAGGAUACACAACCCAACCUAGCAUGCAUGAUUGGGAAUAUGAGCUGAAAUCACUGGAAACACAAUCCUCCAAUACAGACUUAGUCCAGUUCUAUGACAUGAGUAUUGUUAGAGUCAGUCGUGGUGUUUACGCUUGCGCAGGAACCCUCUUCCUGAAUUAUGACAUUGUGGAAGGUGAUUCCAAUGAGAUGGAGAUGAUAACGUCUUACAGCAAUAACCCAAAUAGGGAUUUUGGGCGCAUACCUUUCUCUAUGCCACGAAAACACUUUUUUGAGUUCAUGAAUGGUUUCUACAAAAAUGGAUUGAUGAGUUCACUAAAGGAAUGCUCGGAUUUCCCCAUAUUCGAGGGAGAUUUUGUGCCACCUCUUGAGAAGAGAAACUACACCAUGAACAAUUGUAUUUUCAGCAAAGAGGGAUUUCCUAAACAUUUUAAAGAUGGUUUCUAUAAGGUUGAUAUUAUUGUGGUUGGUGAUGUUGACUGGUCAUUGCAUUUUUUACUCGAAAUUGAACGCAUUUAACGGUACAUUGU